Molecule: messenger RNA, 3098 nt
Organism: Anoplopoma fimbria (sablefish)
Lineage: Eukaryota; Metazoa; Chordata; Actinopteri; Perciformes; Anoplopomatidae
Gene: slc35h1
Product: solute carrier family 35 member C2
Exons: 10
Coding region: 307-1395 (362 amino acids)
Biological process (GO): UDP-glucose transmembrane transport
Cellular component (GO): endoplasmic reticulum-Golgi intermediate compartment; Golgi apparatus; cis-Golgi network
Molecular function (GO): antiporter activity
Source: RefSeq, a predicted model, not a curated record
UCUGUCGCUCACCGUCCAGCUAACGCCAGUGUCCAUUGUAAAUGCAAUAGGGUGAUGCCGACUUAAAGACAGCUUUUGGCACAUGGGUGUCAGCAUAGGGAUAUGACACGUACAGUUACUGCAGAUACAUAUGUGGAGCUGUCAGGCUUGGAGCAAACAACCAGCUGGUGACUUCCACCCAUACCUCUGCUGCUGGCCUGUGAGCUCAGUCUAUGGGUGUUAGGAAGAGGUGCAGAUUCAGUUUGGAGCUGACCUCUCCAUGGUAGCUGUCUUCUCUGGACCGCUGACCCUGGCUGGCAGCCCUCUAUGGCGUGCCCUGUCCAGUUCUUCUGCCGGGGGCUUCGCACUUUUGGAUUAGUUCUCCUCUACUAUGUCUUCUCUAUAGGCAUCACCUUCUAUAACAAAUGGCUGAUGAAGGACUUUCACUAUCCCCUCUUCAUGACGUUGGUUCACCUCACCAUCAACUUCUGCCUGUCGGCUCUGACGCGACGGGUCAUGCAGUGCAGUACAGGGAAACCCCGCAUCAUUCUGGGUUGGAAGGACUACCUCCGUAAAGUGGCUCCUACAGCCUUGGCAACAGCACUGGAUAUUGGACUUUCCAACUGGAGCUUCCUUUUCAUCACCAUUAGCUUGUACACCAUGACCAAGUCUUCAGCGGUUCUCUUUAUCCUAUUUUUCUCCCUGGUUUUUAAACUAGAAGAACCGAACCCAUUCCUGAUCCUGGUGGUCCUGCUGAUCUCCAGUGGUCUGUUUAUGUUUACAUUCGAGUCGACCCAGUUCAACCUCGAGGGCUUCAUCUUGGUGCUGCUGGCGUCCUUCAUAGGCGGGAUCCGCUGGACCCUCACUCAGGUCCUCAUGCAGAAAGCAGAGCUGGGCCUUCAGAACCCAAUAGACGCUUUGUUCCACCUACAGCCCCUCAUGUUCAUCGGCCUCUUUCCCCUCUUCCUAUAUAAUGAAGGGCUGAGCCUCAGUACCUCAGAGAAGUUAUUCCGGGCAAAGGAGCUCUAUCCUCUAAUGUAUUCCAUCGUCACACUGAGCAUCGGCGGCUUACUGGCCUUCGGUUUGGGCUUCUCGGAGUUCCUGCUCGUCUCCCGGACCUCCAGCCUCACGUUAUCCAUAUCAGGGAUCUUUAAGGAGGUGUGUACUCUGCUUUUGGCAGCAGCUCUGAUGGGAGACAAAAUGAGCUUGCUUAAUUGGCUGGGAUUCACCAUGUGUCUGUGUGGCAUUUCACUGCAUGUAGGAAUCAAGACAUAUUAUUCCAAAAAUAAGGGACCGUCUUUAAGGCAGCUCAACAGCAAGAGCCCAGAGCUUGAGCUGCCAUUACUGCGUCAGAACGGAGACGACAGAGACGAUUCGGCUUCUGAAGACGAGAAACAGGAAAUCACCAUGCACUAAGGAUACGCGUCACUAAAAGACUGUCUUCACAAUACUCGCUCCUUUACAACUGUUCUACCAUAUGGUUUGAACUGCAACGUUUGAACUGCCACCAGAAGAGGGAAAAGCCUCCUCAGCUCUUCCUCUUUUCUUCCACCGACCAUGUCUUCGGGCCAGGCCUGGGCCUCAUUAUGUAGCUGUACGUUAACUCUGGACUUGACACAAGUUAUGAUCUUUUGCCUUAAGGGAGCUAAGAAAAUGUAACUAACGCAUCCAAGUGUCAACCAAGUAUGAUGUAUGGGGAGAGAGAGGGUGUUAAAGGGACACUUUGACACCUUGAAUUGUAGUGGGUCAUUUGUCUUGGCUAGGGACUUGUCACACAGUGGGACUAUCUUCACACUUUGUUAUAUAUGCCAAUAUUUAUAUGUGUGUUUAUAGCUUUCUGUAAAGUGACACAGGCCUUUGCAGAAUAAGCUGCCAAAUGUAGAAACAGUUUAAAGACUAAUCUGGUUUAGGAAAAACUGACUAGAAUUUAAAGUGUCACGGUAACCCUGCCAUACCUUCUGAUUACAUCAUUUCUCUUCCUGAAAUAUGUAGCCUGUAAAAACUGGAUUAAUAGUAGAUGUGUAAUAUAGUUCUUCAGAUUCCUAUUUUGUGCAAACGGCUUUGCUGCUCUUCUUUAUGGGCUCCCAUUUAAUACAGUGCCCAUCACAUUUUUCUAAACCCUAAGUUCAGGUCUUCAGGUUGCAGGUUUUGUUCAACCAAUAGUCCAAAGCCCAAAGAUAUUCAGGUAUUAUCACAUUAAGACAAAGAAAGCAGCAAACCCUCACAUUUUUUUAGAAGCAAGUAAAUAAGAGAAUGUUUAGCCCUUUUGCUUGAAAAAUCACUUUAAAGAUAAAUUGAUUACCAAAUUAUUGCUGAUUAAUUUUAAAGUUUAAUUAAUUAAUAGGAGGUUUGGCGGCAGAAACGCCGUUUGAGUGGGAUUUUAUAGUGUAGUGUAGUGUCAUUUUUAGUCCAAUUUCAUUUUAGCUCUGCUCACUGGUUAUCCUGAGAAACUAGCACUACCUCCCUCUAAAGCCACUCCCCCAAAAUGAUCAUAAGUUAGCAGUAUUUGGAAGUCUGGUGACUCACAGUGAGUUCAAGGGCAGGCAGGUAACGAACUGAAUGAUUGGACGGGGUUAUUACAGUCCUAUGACAGCCAAAGAUACAGGACUUUUAUUUUGUGUCAGAGCAUUUGAUUCAUUGAUUGUUGUCCGAAUGUGAAGAGAAUUUUAACAAAUGUAGCAAAAAAUGUUUACCAACCCCAGCUUUAAUUCAAGUGCACGCUUCAGGGCUGGAGACUGUUCACACAAUCUCAACUUGAAUUGGCUCCAGCCAGUGCUUUGUGUUAUUUAAAGAAGAUGUGAAAUGGCUAUAUGUAAUUAUUAUCAGUACUAUAAAUACCUUAAUGUGCCUAUUUUUUACGUCACAGCAGUCGAGAAGUCUACGUUAAAGGGCUAUUUUUCAAAAUCCAUCAUAAUUGAAUCUCUGAUUAUGAAGCUGAAGUACUUGAUAUUUAAGCCUGUUUAAGAAGUCAUGUUUCAUUUCAGAAUAAAUCUUGGAUUAUAGUAAAUGUUUCAUCACUUAGAGGUGGUUAUCUAUGCUAUGAUUAGACAGCCAUGCUUUUCAUCAAUAAAUGCUGAAUUACCAACCCUGCCGGCCUAUUCCUGUGGUUUAGCUUUAAG